CUCAAUACUCAGCUGUCAUUCGGUCGGUGUUCGUCGUUGUGAGCUGUCGAAGAAGAAAAUCGUGCUUAGGUUCCAUUACCUAAUUAGCCGGUGUUUCUCUUACUUCGAUUCAGAGCCGCAAUGUUUUGAAUGAACCAUUCUCUCAACUGAAUGCCAACUUUUUUAAAGUUAUGAGUUGGAAUAUUGAUUUAACUAAAUCUUCUCUACCUCUCACCCGUGUUUUCGACAAGUUCGGAGAUAUUAUUUGUCAGCAGUUAAGCGAAAGUCAACUUAUGAAAGUUUCCAGUGUAACCAACCCACCGAUGGUCUGGAGGAGACCACACAGUGCUUUAGAAAACGAGUCAAUCGACGCUUUAAAAAACAACAUGAACAGUGUUCUAUACUUUUCUGAUGAAGAUGAGCCAUCUGAAAGGCUGAUGGCUUGCCAAGCUUUGGUGGAACGGCUGGAACAAGCCCUUCGUGAGGCCAAACUGCUUCACCUGCAGUGCGGGGAAGUACUUUUGCCACAUGACCUGAUUUGGAGGAUUGCUGACCAAGUGGUGACAGCUUCAGAGUAUGAACCAUGUGGCCUAAGGGGUUGUCUAAUAUAUAUUCAUCUUCAAGAUGUUAAAAAACUGGAACGGAGAAGAGUAGGGGUAGUGAAAUGGGACCCAAACACAGUGGCAACUUUUGAAAUCCACCUUACGCUCUUUCAAGAUAACAGUAGCUGGUGGAGUCUUAGGCAUCUCAUUCCCGAAAAACUUCUUCAGAGCUUGGGCAAGCGUUCCAGUCUUGUCAUCAGCAGUCAUUUCCUCUUGGACAAAAAGAAGCUUUACCGGUCCUCCAGUCAGUGAAUGCUUGUUGGACAUUUUUCUUUCUCUUUUGAGUUUGUAGUUAAUGUCUUUUUAUGGCAGCAUCUCGUGAUUGUUUUGGUCUACGCACCCCUCAACUUUCAGUGAGCCUCCCUACUUUUAUUGGGAAAAUGUUAGUCUAACUUGCACCAUUCAUGAAGUAGGUAAUUAUCUAGAUUGCAUGUGAAUAAAUUAAUCUGUUUGAACGUUGAUGAUUUCAUUAUGCCUUUCAAUAGAUAUCUUGCAUAUGAUUUAAACCUGCAGCAUUAUUUCACCUAAACUAUGGAUAGCAAAUGGGACUUAAGCAUUCUUUUUUAAAAAAUUCAGUUAUUAAUCUAAAUGGAAAUUUAAUAGUGUAUUUGCAUAAAUACUUAGAUAAUAUUUAGUUUCUCGAGGCAGGUGAUAAAAUUUUGCUGAAUUAUAAGAUGUUUUCAUUAAAAAUGGCACUGUUCCUAAUUAUUAUAAUUCAGUAUGUAUUCCAAGGUCAUGGGGUGCGUUAACCGGUGCGAGGAAUUUGCUGCUAAUCAUUGAUGCUUAGUACCUGUGGCUGCUGCUGGAUGGCACCACUGUACAUCUACAUAUUUAGUAACUGUCUGUGAUAGGUACAAACUUCUUUCUUUGUUCAUAGGACACUUGAAAUAAUAUUUUACCUUUAUGCCAACUUUUCCACUGCUGUAAAUUACUAAAUUACGAGGCUUGAUGAUAAGAUGACCUAUGCAGUGAUUGCAUAGCAAGUGGCAUGACUUCGCAUGGUUAAGGAAAAUCUGUUUUUCUUGUGGUUUUUUUUAUGUGCCAUCACACAAAUGUUUAAAAGCCUUAAUCAAUUGUUUUUUUCCUUUUCAACUAUAAAAAGUAACGAAGUGGAUUCGUUUUUUUUUUUAAAGCCACAAGUGAUACUUGUUAACGCACAAUUUAAGCUUUCCCGGUUUAUUAAUUCUCAGCAUGUGGAAGUGUUGUGCCUUUUAAUUAAAAUCCAUGCAUCUAUUAAAUACUCAAAUAUUUGUGUAAAUGGAACUUAAGGAAGAACAAUGCAUUGUCUUAAUUGUAUAUUUUUUUAACUAGAAAAAAGAAUAGUUUUCCCCCUUGGCAUUAUGUAUAAAAUUUGCAUUUUCUAUUAUCAUUGCUGAAAUUGUGAAUUGGAAUAAAUACUUUCAAAAAUGUAGCUUUAGUAUGCAUAUUUGAACUUGAUACUCUUCUAGAAUAUAAAAUAUAAUUCUUCUUUAUUUGUAUAUAAAAAACUGAUAAAAUUAUUGAAAAAAAAUUUAUUUGCAUGGAUCAUAAAUACUGGCUAAAUUUAUGUAUGAAAAUACUAUGCAAUAAUGCUUCCAGAUGAUUUUGUGAUUCCUUCUAAUCAGUUCUAUAGAAGUAUGCUCACUAGAAAUGUUUCAAACAAAAAGUGAUUAAAAAUAAUCUGUGAAUCCUUUUUAAACACAAUGUGAUAAAAUUUUAUCAUUGGAAGUUCAAUUGAGUAUUUUCAUUGUUGAGUGUAAAGUGAGUGAACUGAGAAUUAUGUGGUGGAAAUCUUAAGUAUGUAUGCAUGGAAUUUUUUAGCUAUUUUUAAUGUCUAUAUAAUUUUUAAUGCUCUUUAUGCACUGUAUGAAAAAGCCCUGCCUCUGUUGUUUGCAGACUUGAAUGCAGUGUUCCACUGGAAAAUUUUCUAGGUUAAAAUUUGUUAUUGCAUAAAAUAAGUUUACGCUGUUUUGUUUUUAAAAUUUAAUAACUUAUAAAGUUUUGAUAAAAACAUUUACAAAAAUUGAUUCAAAUUUCAAUAUUUGAAAAUUUUAUUUAGUUAUUUCCUUAGAAAAAUGAAUUCUAUAUGUUCAAUAAAAAUCUAUUUGGAACACUGAAUUUACAGCAGUUGCACUUUUGAAGCCAUCUUGCUUCCACCUUUUGUGUCAGCUUCACCUAGAUUAGAGAACACAUGUUUGUAAUUUUUCUAAGUGUUUUCCAAGUUUGAUAUUUAGUGUUUUGAAUUUAAUGCAUUAACUCAAAUAAUAAAAACAAUACUGUAUUAACAUAUUGGCCCAUACAUACCGUUUUUGAGAUUGGCUUAUAAAAAUAUUUGUUGAAAAUGUUUUUUUAGAAUCUUGUUCUUUUUUUGGAGAGAAUUCAGCGAUAUGCGAAUUACUUUGCAGUAUUUGGUUAAUCCAUUCAAGUUUAAUUUCAUUAAAUAUUUUUAUAGCUUUUGUAAUCUUACAUUGAGUUUUUCCGAUACCAGAAAUAUUAUAAAAGAACAUUUAACUUAAACUAAAUUUUUUUAUUAAUAUAUUUCAUGCUUAUUAAGGCCAGUACAGUAAAUCAUUUUGCUUUUCAGACCAUUUAACAUAUUCUUAUAUUAAAUAUUUUACGAAUAAAAUCCCAUGAGUGGCAUUCUAAAAAACAUUCUGUGAUCUUGCUCAUUGUGUCAUGUAGUCAAAUGAAGAAGCAUGUUUUGUAAAUGCUCUAAAAUGUUUUGAGGUGAACUGGAGGGGGAGGCAUUUCUUGGCUUAUUUAUGCUAACUUCCGUCACAUCUAAAAUUGUACUAGUCAACAUGAUCUCUUUUUAUACACUGCUGUAAAAUUUUCCUUAGAUUUUGCUUUUCAGUUUAUGCUUUUUAAAGGAAAAUAAGUCAAAUGUUUCUGCUCUAUAAUUAUUAUUCUUACUUCCCAGCGAAAAUUCAUAACAUUUGUUUUAAUCAUUCCUAAGUUCUUUCAGUUUUAUGUACUACUAUAAUCAACUAGUUUAGACAAGAAAAGAGGUUGUGUACUUGUGUAGAUUUUUUCAGGUAUUAUACUGUUUAGUAGGUUUAGUCGUUAUAAUCCAAUUUUUGAAACCAAAGCUCUGAGUGUUGCAUGUGUAUUCAUGAGGUGUUCAGGAAAAUACAUCAUUGUAUUUUUUGUUCUGUUGGCUAAAAAUGCUUGGAAAUUUGUGCUUGUAUGUGAACAAGAUGUGGAUGAACAACUUUUUGUAUGUGUGUUUUAUAUUUUAUAAGAAAAAUAAAUAAAAAAAUUAUUUCGAA
Molecule: messenger RNA, 3829 nt
Organism: Stegodyphus dumicola
Lineage: Eukaryota; Metazoa; Arthropoda; Arachnida; Araneae; Eresidae
Product: protein charybde-like
Biological process (GO): negative regulation of signal transduction; apoptotic process; regulation of TOR signaling
Cellular component (GO): cytoplasm
Source: RefSeq, a predicted model, not a curated record